CUGUGGUUGGGUGUUGCUGGAGUCGGUGCCCCACUCUUAAGGUUCCCCGGAGCGGGGGCGGCGGAGCAGCUGCGGGACGAUAUUAUUGUGUGGUUUGAAUCAGGAAUGAAAUCUUCUGAAAGCUAAAAGCAGAAGCCUUUGUGGUCAACAUGGAGGACAAGAGGCGGCGAGCCCGCGUGCAGGGCGCCUGGGCUGGCCCUGCUCGGAGCCAGGCCAUGGCUCAGCCAGCUCCCACUGCUAAGAGCCAUCUCCACCAGAGGCCUGGUCAGACCUGGAUGAACAAGGAGCAUAUUCUGUCGGACAGACAGUUUGUGUUCAAAGAACCGCAGGAGGUAGUACGCAGAGCCCCAGAGCCUCGAGUGAUCGACAAAGAGGGUGUAUAUGAAAUCAGCUUAUCAGCCACAGGCGUAUCUAGGGUGCGUUUGUAUCCUGGCUUUGUGGACGUGAAAGAAGCCGACUGGGUGUUGGAACAGCUUUGUCGGGAGGUUCCCUGGAAACAGAGGACGGGCGUCAGAGAGAAUGUAACUUACCAGCAACCAAGACUUACAGCAUGGUAUGGAGAACUUCCUUACACUUAUUCAAGAAUCACUAUGGAACCAAAUCCUCACUGGCAUCCUGUGCUGCACAAACUGAAGAACCAGAUUGAAGAGAACACUGGCCACACCUUCAACUCCUUGCUCUGCAAUCUUUACCGAAAUGAAAAGGACAGCGUGGACUGGCAUAGCGAUGACGAACCCUCACUAGGGAGGUGCCCCAUCAUUGCCUCGCUCAGUUUUGGCGCCACACGCAUGUUUGAGAUGAGAAAGAAGCCCCCACCCGAAGAGAAUGGAGACUACACAUAUGUGGAGAGAGUGAGGACCCCCCUGGAUCACGGGACCUUGUUGAUCAUGGAAGGAGCCACCCAAGCUGACUGGCAGACCCUAGAGGGGCGCACUGCUGAUGUGAGAUCUUUGAGAGAGAAGCCAUGUGAGACUGAGCAAACCUUCCACGUGAGGAGACUUCGAGGGGCUGGCUCAGCUGAGCUCGUGGUGUGGCUGUUUGGAAGAUGAGGAGGAGACUCGCUCCCCAGCCUGGAGUCCUGUUAAAUGAGAGCCAGCAGUCAUGUUCUACUGUGUUUAUUGUGGGAGCAGUAAUCCCUGAUCACAUCUUGAAAUCACAUAUUUCCUUUAGGCAAAUUGAAAACGGCUGUGGCCGUGCUCGCAGAUGAUUUUUGUCCAUGAGCAGUGUUCCCCCUGCCCUCCCUUGCCUCAUUUGGAGAAAUGUGAGUGGACUUUGCCCCUGAGGUAAAUCCGCGUGUGUUUGUUCCUUGUGACUUGAGCGCGGUGCAGAUAUAAAUAUGCGUCAGUGACUCUGGAGUCUUCCGUAGGCAGACAGCUGCUGAAAUCCAAACAGAGGUGGUUUCACAGAGCCUUGUUCAAGUCGGCCUCGACUCCUUAACAUCCCGCUUGUGUGCUGUUGUAAUGGAAAGCUGCAGACUCUGGAGCGCUUUAUUUCACUGCGUCUCCUGCCUGUCUUCCCAGGACUCACUCAGACAGGUUACAGGCCUCCGAGUAAAGAGCGAAGGCAGUCUUCUCUGGUCCAGCCAUCUCCAGGCAGCACCUGGACCACUUGUAAUACGAGAGAACACUGUCGCCUCAAAAGGAGGACUAACUGAGUGAUGUCAUGAGAAUGUAGGCUGAAGAACAGCAAAGGCCCUGCCAGCGACAGCUGUUCCACAUAGAUGAGUUUCCCCUGGAGAGUUACUUGAGUCAUUUAAAGCCCAGCCAGACAGAAGCAGGAGUGGUCCUGCGGGGAACAGACUCAGUUACCUAAUAGUUGUGUUCGCUUUAGAUUUCAGGAGCCUGAUGACUAAGGCUUUCUUCUGACCCAGUGUUCUCUUAGACACAAGUUCCCGAGAUCCAGGGGUCAGUCCAUGAUGUCACCAAGGUUCCCAAAACAGAACAGAGAGGCUGCCCCUUAUUGCAUCAUAAAAGCACGUGUCGUCUUGACCUCCUGACUUAGGAGCAGUGUGCCAGAUUAAUUCCAAACCAAGAUAGGGAAAACCUGAGAGAAAGAAAGAAAAUGGAUUUAAAUGGAUGAAAAUAAGGCAAGAGAGUUAGCGUUUCCCCAGCUGCCUGUUGGGAAAACUUACAGAGCCUUGCUUUUGAUGUUGUUUCCAUUCCAUGCUGUAAGACUGAUGAUGCCCAUGAUCGGGGGCUGGUGCCAGAGGCUGGACAAGCUCUUCCCCAGCAGUCAGACGGAGUGCCAGGCCUGGCCGGGCUCUGUCCUCGGACGAGCUCGCGGGCGUCUUGCAUUGGAGGCCCAUGGUUCUUUUUCAACGUUGCAUGUGUAUAGCUCCUUUCUCUAAGGAAUGCUAAAUGCUUUGUAAAAUCGGAGCGUCAUACUAAGCCUUUCUGUAAGGAAGAUAUAAAUCACCAGAAAAAUAAAAUAAAGCCUCUAAUUCCGAACUUUUCCCCUAGAAAAACAAAACCUGGCCAGGGUGGUACAGCCAGUUCUGGUUACGAGUUUGAUGCACAACAUUGGGAAAUUCCUCUUCUAUUCCCACAAAUGGAGGAACUGGGAGAUGGCUCACGUCUUCCGGCAUCCCUCCUGAUGUCGGGUCAUGCUCUCUGCCCGUGUCAGCCGCAGAGUUGAUCCUUCACUCAUCACGGCCUGUCUGUCAGGGGUGUGGACUCCUACCCUGCAGCAGACAGCUUGGCCACCACCUAGGUGUCUUCAUCUGAGCGCAGCAGUCUGAGGUUUUGUUUCUUGCUGUCAAAUGCCACACCUGUCACUACUAAGAUAAUGUCCCUUCUGAAAUGUCAAGUAGCUACUUGCCGUAGGGAAAAAGUGCAGGGUUUAGACAGGACAGGAGUUCCGGCCCUUGGCAAAGGACAGCCAGGCUCAGGGACUGCACCAGCCUGUUGCUGUGUUGUACUGGUGGCAGAUCUUAACUGGGAAUUAGAGGUGAGGCUAUUUUUGCCCACAUUACUUAUAAAGCAGAGGAAGCAAAUAUAACGGCUAUAGCAUGAGGAAGAACAGGUUGAGUUUUUUAGCUGCCCUUUGUUUGAGCUGUAAUAACCUGCCAGGCACUGUCCUAGGAGCUCUUUAUACAUAAUCCUUAAUCCUCCCCACAGCCCUGCAAGAAGGAGAUACUACUCCCAUUGUGGAGAGGGCAAGUAAGUUUCCAGGAGGUUAAGUAAUUAACAAGACUUCUAAGUGGCAGAACCAGAAUUCAAACCACAGGCCACUCUCUCACUGUGUGCUUUUUCCUCUGCCGCGCUGAAUUUAGGCAGAAGAGUCUGCUGGGCACCCCUGGGACCCUGGGCCUCCGGGCCUGCUCCUGCAGAGCUGGCACCCAGCUCAGCCUGGUACCCUGGGCAGAGCUGACUCCAGGCCGCGUGGUUUGUUCCCUGGCUUUCCUGUGCAUCAGGGCAGGCACUGGCACCUCGUCUGUCCUUAAUCAACAUUAGCAUCUCCUAGUCAGAAAGUGCUGCCAGCUGGACUAGUCAUUGGUCAUUUGUGCUGGGGAAGCUCAUUUCGGGGGACAGAAUCCAAUUUCUGGCAAGUUAGACAAAUUCUCAUCCAACAUUCCUGGCAAGUGACUGCGAACAGUGUUUCCUGACCAAGCAAAUCUCCAGAGGUAGACAGUGGUCCCUUCAUUCUUACCUGUGAGUAUGUUUGGGGACUCUCAGUGAGGCCCAGCUCAGCAUCAGGCUUCUUCACUGUAUCUGCCAGCACCAUGACUGCAAUCAGGAGACAGCCCAAAGAAACAGGGCAGGCUGCACACGGAAGAUGUCCUGACAAGAGGCAACGUGCGUGAGAGCGCGGGUCGGGAGAGGGUGACCCCUCACAGCAGAUAGUAUCCCCGGUAUGGAAGUCAGGAUCCAUGUUGUUGUCAUUGACAACCGCUAACAGGUGACGUUGAUGGUUCCUGAUAGGUUUGGUCCCAGCUCAUAUACUCGCCAUGUCCUCGUGGCACUCGCUCCCUGCUGCCUUCAUGCCUGCCAUGCCCCUGCCCUGGCGAGUGGCAGGUCUGUUUGGACCUGGUCAGUAAGUGGCACCGUCUCCUGAAUCGUGUCAUGACAACCCCAAGAGAGUUAAGUGGGCGCUGAGAGGAGCAGAAUGCUCCAGCUGGAGGGCUUCAGAGAAAGCCGUGAUAUGACAGGGCCCUGCCCUGCCGGGAAUAUUUCUUCCUGGAGCUCUGGCGGCUUUUACUUGGCUGCAGAAUAUCUGAGACCCACUUUGCCUUUUCUGGUCAUAAACACUUGUAGUGUUGAA
Diceros bicornis minor is the source of this 4260-nucleotide messenger RNA. RefSeq names its product alkB homolog 3, alpha-ketoglutarate dependent dioxygenase (gene ALKBH3). Gene Ontology annotation, biological process: DNA alkylation repair; DNA repair. The transcript has 10 exons. The coding region runs from base 150 to 1049 and encodes 299 amino acids. Gene Ontology annotation, cellular component: nucleus. Gene Ontology annotation, molecular function: dioxygenase activity. The record is from RefSeq and is a predicted model, not a curated record. Lineage: Eukaryota; Metazoa; Chordata; Mammalia; Perissodactyla; Rhinocerotidae.